CAGCGGGGCGCGCGGGGGAAACAGAGCGAGCGCGUACAGCGAGAGGCGAGACGGAGAGCAGCACAGACCGCCACAGGGAUGUAUACCAAACAUAGACAGAAAAAUGGACACAUUUCAUCGGCCCGAUCUGUGCUUGUAAUGCUGUGUAUUCUUCUGUUGAACGGCUUACUGGGAAUUGUAGGUGGAAAUCUUUGGGAAGAAGUGGAAGACAGAGGGCAAAGAGUGACGGCACACUGGAUCUCUCAUGGCACUACACAGCAAGAGACUGAAACAACAUUUAAGGACCAGUUCCCAGACAGGGGAGAGAUUCUGGUCUCAGCCCAAGACUUAAAACUGGUUCUACAAGUUGAACGCAAUCAGGAGCUCUUGGGUCGUGACUUCUCAGAGACUCACUAUGAAAAUGGCCUCCCCGUCACCCAAACCAGCAGUCACACUGAUCAUUGCUUCUAUCACGGGAGGGUCAGGGGUCAUGCAGACUCUUGGGUUGCUCUGAGCACAUGUUUGGGAAUGAGAGGCCUGAUUGUCUUGAACUCAAAAGACACAUACUACCUGGAGCCAAUCGUAGGGCAGGAGGUACUCCACCACACCUUCUAUCACACUGAGGACCUGCCAAUCAAAAGCGGUACCUGUGGGCACGGCCAUCAAACUGGACACCCAAGCCUGUUCAGUGGUCACCUUAAACCAUUGCAUCAAAGGGUUAGACGAAAUGCCUUGGGUACUACCAAAUACAUGGAACUGUAUAUAGUAGCUGACAACACACUGUACAGAAAACAAAACAAGGACCUUCACAAAACUAAACUGAGGAUAAUGGAAAUUGCUAAUUACGUAGAUAAGUUUUAUAGAGAAUUGAACAUUCGUGUACCUCUAAUUGGUCUAGAGGUGUGGACAGAACAUGACCAGUGCAUCAUAAAUGAGGAGCCGAAUUCAACUCUUUGGUCCUUCCUUCAGUGGAGACAGAAACUCAAAUCCCGCAAGAAACACGACAAUGCCCAACUGCUCACUGGUGUGAUUUUCAAGGGCACCACCAUUGGCAUGGCUCCGCUUGAGGGAAUGUGCAGUCACGAGAACUCAGGUGGCAUCAAUGUGGACCAUUCGGAAUUGCCCAUUGGGGCGGCUGCCACCAUGGCACAUGAGAUUGGCCAUAACUUUGGCAUGAGCCACGACCACGAUGGCUGUUGUGUGGAGGCCACUGCGGAGCAGGGCGGAUGCGUAAUGGCAGCAGCUACAGGACACCCAUUUCCAAAAGUUUUCAGCCGCUGUAGCAAAAAGGACCUGGACAACUACUUCCAGAAGGGAGGAGGAAUGUGCCUGUUCAACAUGCCCAACAUGAAGGAUCUGGUCGGGGGCAAAAGGUGUGGAAACGGCUUUGUAGAGGAAGGGGAGGAAUGUGACUGUGGAGAGCCAGAGGAAUGCACCAAUGAUUGCUGCCACCCCAGCAAUUGCACCUUGAAGGCCGAAGCACAAUGUGCCCACGGGGUCUGCUGUGAAGACUGCAAGCUGAAGCAGGCCGGCACUAUGUGUCGUGGUCCAGCUGGUGCCUGUGAUCUGCCAGAAUACUGCACAGGAGGUUCUCCCUACUGUCCUGCUAACGUUUACCUGCUGGAUGGGUCUACCUGUCAGUAUGAUCACGCCUACUGCUACAAUGGCAUGUGUCUGACCCAUGAACAACAAUGCCUGCAACUGUGGGGCUAUGGUGCGCAGCCAGCACAUGAUGCCUGUUUUCAAGAUGUGAACGCAGCGGGGAAUGCCUUUGGAAACUGCGGCAAGGACAGUCAUGGCAACUACGUGAAGUGUGAGAAAAGUGAUGCCAAAUGUGGCAAGAUACAGUGUCACAGUGCUGCCAAGAAACCAAAAGGCACCAACGCUGUGUCCAUCGACACCACCAUCCGUAGAGAUGGCACUGAAGUGAAAUGCCGGGGCACAUAUGUUUACAGCACCCAGGAUGGGCAGGGUGAUCUUCCCGACCCUGGAUUGGUUAUGACUGGCACCAAAUGUGGAGAGGGGAAGGUCUGCAAAGACCGGCGAUGUCGAAAUGCCUCUUUCACUGAGCUAGAAACCUGCAUUGCCCGUUGCCACGGGCAUGGGGUGUGUAACAGUAAUGGGAACUGCCAUUGUAACCGUGGCUGGGCUCCCCCCUUCUGUGAGAGACCAGGCCUGGGGGGCAGUGUGGACAGUGGACCUGUACAGUAUGACAGUCAGGUGGGACUGGUUGUUGGGCUGCUCUUUGCUUUUCUAGUGCUUCUGCCUGCAGUUCUUAUUGCCUUCUACUGCAUCAAGAUCAAAAGCUCCUACUAUCAUAAGUGGAGAACACAAAGAGAGAAGAGCAAAGCCAGCAGACAUGAGGGCUCCAUCGAAAAGGGGAAGAAUGGGCACUUAAAUCCUGCUUUCCAUCUGAAGGUGGUGGGACCAUCAAACAGAAGUGCUAACCUUAAGCUACCUCACACCAGUAAGGAGGUGCUCCCUCUAAAGCCAAACCCAAUCUCCAACGGUACUCAGCCGGUCAAUAUUGUACGUCCCUUCCGGCCAGCUCCUUCGCCAUCUCUUAGCAAUGUCAAAGGACCUCGGCCAUUUCCACAUGUCAGCAAGCCACCCAACUCAACCAAACCUGUAGCAUCACCUCAGAAACUCAGUACUCCCAAGAAGCCUCUGCCUCUCAACCCCUCACGCACACCACUGAUGGUAUCAGACCAACAGCCUAAACCCCCAUCCACACCUCCCAAGAGGCCUCUGCCUCUUAGCCCUGCACGCGCAGCACAGCUCAAACCCUCCGGAGGAGGACUCUUGGUGAUGAUGCCCCCUGCAGUUGGCCCAAAGCCAUUGGGAAAAGUGACCGCCACUCCCCGUUUGAAGGCAUUCCGACCUGUUUCAGGACCCAAACCACUCAUAGUUCCGUCGACUUUCCGAAAAUGACCCUUGCAGGAUUCAUUUUGAAAGACUGCAGCCAACCUAUUUGCACUAAAAAAGGACUCUUGAAACUGGUACUGUAUUGAGCUGUCUAACCAGGGAUGGAAGAACAUGGUGCUAGAGCCCUGGAUGAGGCCUCGCUAACAGACGUUCAAAUACAGUCCCACACAGAUCUAAAGAAGACGCAGUUCUGCAUGAAAAAAUGCAGACUUAGACAGGAAGUUUCAUAUAGACCAUCACAUUGCCAAAAUCUUGACUUUUCUCAACUUGCAAUUUUUUGUACUUUGUUGUUUUGUUUUAAUGUUAUGCCUCUGUCUUGUUUACAUUUUUUGUUUGACUAUCAUCUAUUUGUCAAGUGCCAAAGAUUUUGCUUUGUUUAAUGCAUUGAUUGUUUAAUUUGAUGUUCUGUGCUAUACGAUAUUUUGUGUUUGGUACUAAAAUAAUAAUAUGACAUACCUUUUUUAAAUAAAGAUUCCAUGUUGUUGUGGUUGUCAUCACUUCA
Messenger RNA from Myxocyprinus asiaticus (Chinese sucker), 3406 nucleotides. It is a transcript of the gene adam19a, whose product is annotated as ADAM metallopeptidase domain 19a. The coding region runs from base 79 to 2910 and encodes 943 amino acids. NCBI's taxonomy places the organism in Eukaryota, Metazoa, Chordata, Actinopteri, Cypriniformes, Catostomidae. The transcript has 23 exons. Gene Ontology annotation, molecular function: metalloendopeptidase activity. Gene Ontology annotation, biological process: proteolysis. The record is from RefSeq and is a predicted model, not a curated record.